AUGGAAAUUUUGCAAUACACAAAAAGGAUAUCGAAGCCGAGCUCGACGCCGACAGUGGAUGGCUUGAGAGUGGUCCUUGUAUUUUAUCUCCUCCCCACCUUGCUUAUUGUCCAAGCACAGAAAAGUUUUACUUUCAACCAAUUCAAUGCGUCAACCCUUUUAUUGUUUGGUAAUGCUUCAGUGCAGUCCAAUGCCAUCUCCCUCAAUCAACCAUCUGAAUCUAGAAUUGGCCGUGCCUUCUAUCGACAUCCCGUGCGUAUGAAAGAUCCUGGCUCUCUGAAUUCUACUUUCUCUUUCAGCACAACUUUUGUGUUUAGCAUUGUUCCUACUCCAGAUUCACGAAGUGGGGCUGGGCUGGCGUUUUUAAUGACGCCACACAGGUCUCCAGAGGGAUUUUUAGCAGCUCAGUACCUUGGCUUGAUUAGCAAUUUAUCAACUAUGGGAAAGGAAUCUAAUCAUCUGUUUGCAGUCGAGUUCGACACAAUGAAGAACUCGGAAUUGAUGGAUAUCAACAACAAUCACGUUGGUGUGGAUCUCAACGACCUCAUAUCUGUAGACUCUAAGGCUGCGGGCUACUGGAUUAACAGCAGCCAUUUCCAGGAAAUGGAUCUCAAAAGCGGACAGAAUAUUCAAGCUUGGAUUGAUUAUGACAAUUUUCAAAACGAGCUCAAAAUAACCAUUGCGGCAGCUGGUCUUGAUCGCCCACAAAAACCACUGUUAUAUAUGAAAAAUAUAUCCCUGUCCAACAUUCUAGAAUCAGAAAUCUACGUUGGUUUCUCAGCAGCUACGGGACUCGCUUUUGAAGAGCAUAACAUCCUGGCCUGGAGCUUUAGUACAAACGGAACCGCUCCGCCCCUGAAUACAUCUAAUCUUCCAUCCUUUAUACACAGAAAAUCCAAGAGCUCAAACUCCAGACUGGUAGCUGGCAUUAGCACAGCUUGCGUCGUCCUCAUUUUGCUGGCGGUGGCAGCAUCACUUGUUUGGUUGAAGAGAAAGCAGUACAGAGAUCUUAUCGAAGUAUGGGAGGUGGAAUAUUGGCCUCACAGGUUUAAGUACAAGGACCUACAUAUCGCAACCAAGGGCUUCCGAGACGAACGGCUUUUGGGAUCCGGAGGCUUCGGUCGAGUAUACAGAGGAGUUCUUCCCUCAAACGGCUUCCAAGUAGCGGUGAAAUGUAUCCUUAGAGAAACCGAUGAGGGGGUGAAAGAAUUCAUUGCAGAAAUCUCUAGUCUUGGUCGCGUUCAACAUCGAAAUCUUGUGCAGAUCAGAGGCUUCUGCAGGCGGAAGAAGCAGCUAUUCAUAGUGUAUGACUACAUGCCAAAUGGGAGCCUGGACAAGAUGAUAUUUGGAAAGCCAAAGAAAAUGCUGGGUUGGGAUCAGAGGUACAGAGUGAUCAGAGAUGUCGCUGCGGGUUUGUUGUAUCUUCACGAAGAGUGGGAGCAAUGCGUAGUGCACAGGGACAUCAAGUCCAGCAAUGUUUUGCUAGACUCGGAGCUGAAUGGGAAGCUAGGGGAUUUUGGGCUUGCCCGUCUGUACGAGCAUAACCAAAGCUCACACACCACUCGUGUUGUAGGAACGCUAGGGUACAUCGCACCGGAGUUCGUACAGAUGGGAAAGGCGAGCCCCGCCACAGAUGUGUUCAGCUUUGGUAUUUUUAUGUUGGAGGUUGCAUGCGGAAGGAGACCUGUUGAUCUUUCCCUCCAACCUGAACAAAUAGUUAUGGUGGACUGGGCGAGAGAGUUGCAUGGCGCAGGUAGUCUCGUGGAUGCAGCUGACCCAAAUCUUUGUGGGCAAUAUGUUGAAGCUGAAAUGCAAAGAGUACUGAAACUGGGGCUAAUCUGUUCCAGUCCUCAGCCAGAAGGCAGGCUUGGUAUGAGACAAGUUUUCCAAAUACUCAACGAAGAAGCUCCAAUACCAGGUUUUGAGUCUCCAUCUUAUUUGGAUACGACUCCACACGGCAGUACUCGUAACUCUUUUCCAUAUUACAGUACCAGCACAGAUGCUUCCAUUUCCAAGUCAAACUAGCUUUCUGGCGGUGUCACUUUAUUAGAUCAAUCUU
Cryptomeria japonica (Japanese cedar) is the source of this 2059-nucleotide messenger RNA. RefSeq names its product L-type lectin-domain containing receptor kinase SIT2-like. Gene Ontology annotation, cellular component: plasma membrane. The record is from RefSeq and is a predicted model, not a curated record. Gene Ontology annotation, molecular function: ATP binding; carbohydrate binding; protein kinase activity. NCBI's taxonomy places the organism in Eukaryota, Viridiplantae, Streptophyta, Pinopsida, Cupressales, Cupressaceae. The coding region runs from base 1 to 2025 and encodes 674 amino acids. The transcript is spliced from 2 exons. Gene Ontology annotation, biological process: protein phosphorylation.